This is a messenger RNA of Limulus polyphemus (Atlantic horseshoe crab), 592 nucleotides long. RefSeq lists its product as uncharacterized. Gene Ontology annotation, molecular function: enzyme activator activity. The transcript is spliced from 3 exons. The record is from RefSeq and is a predicted model, not a curated record. Lineage: Eukaryota; Metazoa; Arthropoda; Merostomata; Xiphosura; Limulidae. Gene Ontology annotation, biological process: lipid catabolic process; digestion. Gene Ontology annotation, cellular component: extracellular region. Bases 45 to 437 code for a protein of 130 amino acids.
AGGCGGUGGGUGGACUAAGAAUUAUUAUAUUAACCAGAGAGUUUAUGGAGAUCUCAUCAAUUUCAUCUGCAACAUUGGAGAAGAGAACAAUGAGUACUCUAAAGAUCGAGUUUCUAGCUACUGCAUGCGUCGUUAUUCUUGUAUUUAAUGUUUCAUGCUAUGAAGUCGACCAGUCUCUCAUCCAGAAACCAAUUGAAGAAUUUUCUUACUUAAAUGACAAUAGGGACGUCGGUACCAUGUGUCAGUACAGUAGUCAGUGUAAGAGCAGGUGCUGCUUGGUUGACAGUCGAACUGGGACACGGACCUGCCAGAAGAUGGCGCUAAAAAACGAACAAUGUUCCAGCGGCCAGAUCAAGUUCGAUAGCUACGCCUACUUCUGCCCUUGUGAAAGUGGAAACAAAUUCUGUGAAUAUCCAGACUACAUAUGUAAAGCGUAAGAACGACGAGGAGGAAAAUGACUGGCACAAGAACCUGGAAUAUUAGAAAAUAGUCUAGUGGGACACUAAACUACAGAAGUGAAUUUAUUACUAACAGUUUAUACUUUUAACACCUGUAAUUUGUACUUUUUAAAAUAAUUUCAAGAUUUCCUAAA